CAAGAUUAAAGCGAAGAUUAGAAAACAGAGGCAAGGAAACCAAAUGAAGAAAACAGUGCGAAAGGGUUAGUCACACAUUGUGCCGUUGUCCUCAAAAUCAUUCAACUGUCUGCAAGAGUGGCUCAAACGCACGCGUUAUUCUCUUCGUCUGCAUGACUUCCACUUUGGUUACGACUUCCUGCAUGGCUAAGCAACGCACCCAACAGCACUAAACUGUUGCCCCCUUGCUUCCUCACUAGUGCCCGAAACCUUCAAUUUUGAGUGGUUAGAUGUCCUCAAGUCACCGCACCAUAAACCGUCGUCAUCCGAUAUGCUCGAGCAGCACCCGGCCAGGGUAACAAUGAGCACGCCUCACGAACGCACAACUGCAGCACAAUGGUGUACCAGCAAAAACACGAUCAUGAUGACAGUUUUCCGGUGUCUUCCCUUACGAAACGGUGCCCAUGCGAAAACUUGGGCCCCUUUCCCGGUACGCCCGGAUUGGAAAAUGGAGGAAAGGAUGAAUGCGUCUCGAGUGUUCGGUUUCAGUUGUGCACGAGACAUCGACCGAACGGACCACAUUGCCGCCCGGUAAGCCUGUGGCCAAGUGAGUGUGAUUCCUUCUAUCCAAAACGAAGGCAAAAAAGUGUUAUCCACAGCCCGAACUACACUACUUCCUUUCGUGAAGUUGCUACACAUUUCUGUGGCCGAGUGAGUGGAACUCUUUUUUUUUUUGGGUGCAUUUUCUGUGUGGCGUAAUGAGAUAUCGAGCGUGGGGUACAUUGUUGGCUAGUUUGGCCGGAUUGCUGCUCAUGCUGGGCAUGCCCGAUCGGAUUGCAGCCGACCUGAUGGGUGACAUCCAGCAAGGGUUGAAAACGACCGGCAAGUUGUUCGGCAUCAACACGAUUGCCGAUGUGGCCGAUCUGGUAGCGAAGGGGUUUGCAACGCGCCGUGGCUCACAGGAACCGCAGCGGCCAGCACAAGCCACCGAAAAUGUCGGUAUUGCGGACGGACUGCUCACUCAAGCACCGUCCAUGAUGACCAUUAUGAUGAAACUGCUCGGGCUGGAUGGUAACCAGCUGGGCGCAAUGCUGGUCAACGGUAUCGUGUUCCUAGCGCACAUUAUAGGGACAAAUUUGGGAGCCUUUCGGUCACCCACCCUUGACGCGUCAUCCUCCACCUUCCCAACGGAACCACCACCAUUGACGGGUGAAUCAGAACCAUCCCAAGCAAACGACAGUCAAAAGCCUGGAUCUACUCCACUGGAAUGGUUACUGCGCAAUCCUUCGAAACGCUUCCGUGUGCUACUGGAUCAGGUACAGAACACCGACCUGGCUGAGCGUCUGGAUCGCGAAAUGGACCAGCUCGACCGCUAUGCGCCCGAGGACACGGACUGCAUCCGAUUGCUGAUGUGCAAGGUGAAACCCUUCAUCUGGAAGAUGCAAAAUGUCGUUCGCGACCAGAUACUGCUGAAGACCGAUGGACAGCAGCAAUCCGCCAACGAGCGGUCUAAACCGUCCGCUUUCGCUCCUAAUGGUGAAGAGAUCCUGAAGGGUAUACAUGAAAAUUUACCCUCGGAAGAGGAAUUCCUGCGGCAGAGUAAAGCUUGUGAGCAACAGUUUCGACACUGUCGGAGGUUGCCCGAGUAAAACAAUCUCCAGACAGCUUUGGGCACCGAAAGAGGGAAGUAAGAGACGGCGAUGUUGACGGGAAGCGUUACACGUACCUUUGGCACUUGGUUACGCUGUGCUGGAUUUUUCGAUACGGUUGAAAGUACAAUGGAAAUAAUAAUGCUUAAAGUAUAUACGACAAAAAUGGUUGCAACACAAUGCGUAAUGCUCGAUUACCGUUGGGUUUAUUGUUAAGUGCUGUAAAUGUUAAACAUGUGCAAUGAUUGUGUAAAAUAAAUUAAAAGUAUGGUUAGUUCCUUUUUUAGCUGAUAUAAGCAUACCAAAACGAAUAGCCACAGUUUAAGAGAAAAAUGUCGUAUGACUAUAAUAAUAUAUUGACGAGU
Anopheles funestus (African malaria mosquito) is the source of this 1993-nucleotide messenger RNA. RefSeq lists its product as uncharacterized. The transcript has 2 exons. Bases 738 to 1628 code for a protein of 296 amino acids. The record is from RefSeq and is a predicted model, not a curated record. NCBI's taxonomy places the organism in Eukaryota, Metazoa, Arthropoda, Insecta, Diptera, Culicidae.